This is a messenger RNA of Pantherophis guttatus, 1550 nucleotides long. It is a transcript of the gene FOXH1, whose product is annotated as forkhead box H1. Gene Ontology annotation, biological process: positive regulation of transcription by RNA polymerase II; transforming growth factor beta receptor signaling pathway. Gene Ontology annotation, cellular component: activin responsive factor complex. Gene Ontology annotation, molecular function: transcription cis-regulatory region binding; DNA-binding transcription activator activity, RNA polymerase II-specific. NCBI's taxonomy places the organism in Eukaryota, Metazoa, Chordata, Lepidosauria, Squamata, Colubridae. The record is from RefSeq and is a predicted model, not a curated record.
AUGUUAUCUCAAGAGAAGGAAACCCCCCAGGAGCCCCCAGAUCUUAGCCAGGUGUGGGAAGCAAAAUGUGGGGGCAGCCCCGCCCGGGGGCCCCGGGCCGCUCUCCAGCCGGACGGGGAGAUGCAGGAGGCCGACGGGGGCAGCCCUGCGGCCGGGGCCCGGAGCCAGCGCAAGGCCAGGGGGGCCCCGGAGCAGCCCCCGCGCCGGCCCAAGAAGCGCUACAGCCGCCACGCCAAGCCCCCCUACAGCUACCUGGCCAUGAUCGCCCUCGUCCUCACCGCCGCCCCCGGGAAGAAGCUGAAGCUCGCCCAGAUCACCCAAAGGAUUAGCACUUUCUUCCCGUUCUUCAAGGAGAGCUACCAGGGCUGGAAGGAUUCCAUCAGGCACAACCUGUCGGCCAACGACUGCUUCAGGAUGGUGCUGAAGGAUCCGUCCAAACCAAAAGGAAAAGGGAACUACUGGACAGUAGACGUGGAGCGAAUUCCCCCAGAAGCCCUGAAGCUCCAGAACACGGCCAUCUCCCGCCAAGAGGAAGUGACUUUCGCCCCCGACCUCAGCCCCUUCGUGCUGCAGGGCCAUCCCUACGUGCCUCCCGGUGAUGCUCCGGAUCCCCAGACGCCCCUCCCAGCCGAAGCCCACCCCAUCAAGGAAGAGGAGACCCCCGAGCCUCCGUGCAAGAAGGCCUUCACCAUCAGCUCUCUGCUGAACCCGCCGAGCGAAGAUGGAAGGGCCGAACCCAGCUCCCCGAGCUCAGAGGGUGCCUCCGUCGGCCGCCUCCACCCUCCUCUUGGUGAGGGUGGCCAAGAGGGCCCCUGCCCACCCGCCAGCCCUCCCCAGCUGCCCCCCGCCUGCAGCACAGACUGUUUCCAGUUGCCUCCUUGGCACAACCAUGGCACUUUGUCCCCGGCUGGGGGUCCCUUGCCCCUCCCCACCUUUGUCACCAUCCCGGCUUCACUCAGUCUCCCCUGUUGCACUUUGGGACCUGCUCCGUACAUGAGUUCUCCUUACUGGAACUUGGUGACGGCUCCCUACUCUCCCCACCCAUAUCCAGGUCUCGCCCCCGGCCCACUGGAAGUACAGCAAGCUGGCCGGGUGCCGGAUGCCUCCUGGCUAGCCCCUCUGCCUUGGGUGGUCCCCUUCCAGCCCCUGCCCCCUCACCAUUACCCUUUCUGAGGGUGCCCCAUUUCAGAGGAAGCGGGUGGCAGAUACAAGUGCACAAAUCCCCUUAUUUAUUUAACUCUCUUAUGCCACGGUUUCACGAGUUGCUUUUCCUGGUGGGCUCCCUCCUUGGGGGUCCCCUUUCAACGGUUUACAACAGGUGAGCCAUGCCUGCACAUAGAAACUUUUAUCCUCAUUGUGGGAGCCGUUCACAAGCCCAGCAUCCACUUCCUGGCCUUGUUCCUGGGGUCAGUCAGAUUGGGAGCUUUGCCACUGGUUACUUCCUGGGGAGGGGGGCAUUUUCUGGAUGGGCGGUUUGCAGUUCCAACUGUACCCAGCAGCCUGUCCCGAGCACGUAAGGAGGAGGGUGGGCUUUUUGAUGGUGCUGAUUU